Nicotiana tabacum (common tobacco) is the source of this 3066-nucleotide messenger RNA. RefSeq names its product G-type lectin S-receptor-like serine/threonine-protein kinase SD2-5. Gene Ontology annotation, biological process: protein phosphorylation. Gene Ontology annotation, molecular function: protein serine/threonine kinase activity; ATP binding. NCBI's taxonomy places the organism in Eukaryota, Viridiplantae, Streptophyta, Magnoliopsida, Solanales, Solanaceae. The record is from RefSeq and is a predicted model, not a curated record.
AGCAAUGAACAGCUGUAGAAUUCCCCUGUUCUCAAGAAAUAGUUUCACCACUCCAACUAAAAAUGUCUUCUCAGAAAUCAUUGUCUAUCUUCUCAGAAAUUCUCCCUUUCCCGACUUCUCCAAUUUUUAUCACUGAGUCGUCGAUUGUAAGUGCCCAUGGUCUAGAUUUUCUUUCCCAAAUAAUAUUUUUUUUUGAUAACCGUGGUGUCCGGGCCAACUUGCGCGCACCUCGACUAAUUCCACGGGAUACCUGCCACCUCCCACCAGCAACAUGUACCAGGAUGGUUGGGAAACUGAUGAGGCAUUAGAAGAUGCAGCUUUAACUGAGAUCUUUUAAGACUCUGGGGUUAUGUGUGCCUUUGAGGUUCAGGAAUUCUUGGGUACUUGGAGUUUCAAGAGCAAAAGCCAAGGCACAUUUCAUAAGGGCACAUGUUUCUUUUGCAUGUCACAGAAGAACCAGAUGAUUGGCCGGAGAAAACUGUCCGCGAACAUCUAUAGGAAUAAUCCAGUUAGGAUCAAUGCAACUUUGCAGCUCACAUUAGGAGGAAACUUGGUACUUAGAGAUGCUGAUGGUACUUUGGUUUGGUCAACAAAUACUACUGAGAAAUCUGUUGCUGGCUUAAAGUUGACUCAUUUGGGAAAUCUUGUUCUCUUUGAUGUCAACAAUGUUACUGUUUGGCAAUCUUUUGAUCAUCCAACUGAUUCUUUGGUACCUGGACAGAAGUUAGUAUCAGGAAAGAAGCUAACAGCAAGUGUCUCAGCAACAAACUGGACUGAGGGAGGUUUGUUUUCUUUCUCUGCCACAAAUAAUGGUUUGAUUGCUUUCGUUGAGUCGAGUCCACCACAAACAUAUUUUGAGAGUUCCAUAGAUGGACUAACUGCUAGUAAAGCAUCCAACUAUGUCAUGUAUUUGAAUGGAAGCUUAGCUUUAUUCACCAAUUCCAGUGACUCCAAGAAUCCGCGGAUACUGGUUUCCGUUGCUCCUGUAUCUUCAGCUCAAUUUUUGAAACUGGAAUUUGAUGGGCACUUGAAAGUGUAUGAGUGGCAAGACCAGUGGAAAGAGGUCAAUGACCUUUUUACAGGCUUUUAUGGUGAGUGUGCUUACCCAAUGGCAUGUGGAAGAUACGGCAUUUGCUCAAAAGGGCAGUGUAGUUGUCCCAAAUCAAGUUCUGAUUCAACAAACUAUUUUAGACAGAUAAAUGAUAGGCAGCCUAAUCUUGGUUGUUCUGAGAUCACAAAAAUGACUUGUAAUGACUCAAAAAACCACAGAUAUUUGGAGCUCAAUGAUGUGAAUUAUUUCGCGUUUAGUGCAGAUAUUAUUGAUACAGACAUGACUACCUGUAAAAAUGCAUGUUUGAGGAAUUGUUCUUGUAAAGCUGCUAUUUUUGGUUCAAAUUCUUCUACUGGGGAGUGCUACCUUCCAUCCGAGAUAUUUUCAUUGAUGAAUAAUGAGAAGGACAAGACAAGGUAUAAUUCCUCUGCAUUUGUGAAAGUACAGAAUGUGAAAUUACAGAAUGAAACUCAACCAGCUGUUGCAAGAAGGAAAAGGCACUUGAAUGGUGCUAUAGUGGGAUCUGUUACAGGAAUUUCCAUUCUUGGCAUUAUAAUCGGAUGCAUAAUUUUCAUACUCUGGAAGAAGAGAAAGGAAGAUGAAGUGGAAGAGCAUUAUCUAGAUAACAUGCCAGGAAUGCCUGUUAGAUUUUCUUACGACAAUCUAAAGUCUGCAACUGAGAACUUUAGCAAAAAACUUGGUGAAGGAGGAUUCGGAUCAGUGUUCGGAGGGACCUUAAAAGACGGCAGAAAGAUUGCAGUGAAAUGCCUUGACGGAAUAGGCAAAGCCAAGAAAUCAUUCCUAGCUGAGGUUGAAACCAUUGGCAGCAUACAUCAUCUCAGCUUGGUCCAAUUAAUUGGCUUCUGUGCUGAGAAAUCUCACAGACUUCUAGUAUAUGAGUUUAUGAGCAAUGGAUCACUAGACAAAUGGAUCUACUCUGGCAAUCAAGAAAUCGUUCUAGAUUGGAAAUGCAGGAAGAAGAUUAUUCAUGACGUAGCCAAAGGACUAGCCUACCUCCACGAAGAAUGCAGGCAAAAAAUUCUACAUUUGGAUAUUAAGCCUCAAAACAUUCUCCUAGAUGAGAAGUAUAAUGCUAAGCUCUCUGACUUCGGACUUUCCAAGCUAAUAGAUCGGACUCAGAGCAAAGUUGUGACUACCAUGAGAGGUACUCCUGGCUAUCUAGCUCCUGAAUGGCUUAGUGCAGUUAUAACAGAAAAGGUAGAUGUCUAUAGCUAUGGCGUUGUAGUCUUGGAGAUCUUGUGUGGAAGGAAAAAUUUCGAGCCAUCUGAGCCCGAGGAGCAAAGGCUAUUGUUUAGUCUUUUCAAGAGAAAGGCAGAGGAAAGGCGACUAAUGGAUCUGAUUGAUAAGCGCAGUGAAGAUAUGCAGCUUUAUAAGGAAGAAGUAGUAGAUAUAAUGCAAGUUGCUGCGUGGUGUCUACAACGCGAUUAUGCCAAGAGACCAUCAAUGUCAAUAGUUGUCAUGGUCAUCGAGGGCGCGGUGGAUGUUGAAAAGAGUCUGGACUAUAACUUUCUUAUUACACAAAACGUAUCAGAUAUCAAUAUAGUAGAUUCUGCUCCAUUAUUUCCCUCAAUCCCAUCCGGCCCAAGGUGAGUGGGAAUUUCUUCUUAAACAUUGCUAAUUUCUAGCUCUAUAAAAUGCAUCAUGCUGGCUGCUGUUUAAAUUUCUUCACUGUUAUCACAAAGUUGUACUAGUUUGUUUUCUUUGCAUAAGUCAUGUAAGUUUAUUCAAUAUACAUCAAGUGUCGGGAAAGUGGUGAGGAAGAAAGAUCUAGGCUUUAUAUUCACACAUAUAUGGAGCUUUAUGAGCUCCAAUGCAAGGACAUUUGUUUGGAUGGUUGUUACAUAUAAUAUUGUAUCAUAUUAUUACUUUAAAUACAAUGUUUGUUUUAAUUGUUACUUAAAUUUUAUUGUAUCGUAUUGUUAAAUCCGUCGUUAGGUAACGACAAGUGUCACUUUAUGUAACGACUAAUUUGGUGUGGUCGCGUCGUUACCUUA